AUGGCAUCCGAGUCUAAGGGAGCUACAGGGAUACGAGCUGGCCUCUCCCGAAUACGACUAGUACUUAUCGGGGUGAUAUUAGCGUAUGGGUUGAAGUAUCAUAUGCGUAGUUUGAUUAUAUCAUGUAUUAGCGUUUGCAUAGUUGGAGGUUUAAUCAUUUUUUAUGCCAUUAGAUCCAAUGUGGAGUAUGAACCGGUUCAAUUAAGAGCACCUGUGAAAAGGUUCCAAUUCUUAAACAGAAGCAAUUGGAGCCAACAGAAGAAAUUACUCCAUUCAAAGCCAAUAGACACUGCCGUAGUGGAGGAAUCGUUUUUAAUUUCGGAAACUGUUGACGAUAUAUGUAACCUUGUGAUUCAAGAAUUUGUUGAUGGAUGGUUCCAUCAUGUGUCACAAGAUCGAGAGCUAUUCCAAAUGGCCAUACAUCGUGAAUUGGCGCAUGUUUCAACAAACCUUAAGGACAGGCUUAAACAAGUGGAUUUUGCCAAAUUGUUUGCAAUGCAACUAUUGCCAAUUAUUAAUAAACACUUUGACGGGUUUGUAAGAGCUGAAAAAUUAUCUGGAGGAAGCUCUGGUAAGCUUCCUGGCAAUGAUAUGGAGCGACAUGUUGCUAUUGCUCAGCAAUAUGAAUCCAUCCAUCGUGGUGUCACAAUUCCUAAAUUGGGGAGUGUAACCACUUCAGAUGGCAAUGAAAGGAAAUUUUUCCGAGAAAUAGUCACCAAAAUAAUAUCAAAUCUUCUAAGUGAAGAUGAAAGGGGGAAUGUACUAGUGUUUUCGUUGGUGAGAGAAAUUUUAACUUGUACAAUUUUGACCAAUGUAUUUCUGAUGUUAAGUGAAGGAGAUUUUUACAAUUUAUUAAUUGUGAAGUUAAUUGGUGAUAAUCUUAAACAUAGAACUCAAGUACAAAAAUUGAGAGAGGCUCUUGCAGAGCAUACUAAUAGAUCUGGGAUCAAAUCCACCGACUCUAAUAAUACCACUGACUUAUCUUCCACCACAGCCAACACAAGCAAUAACUCUAGUACAAUCAUGUCUACUGGUGCUGUAAUGUUACUAUCUUUUCUGGAAAAUACAGAUACUCCAACUUUUAGAAAAAUAUUGAGGAAUAUCACUCAAUUAACCUCCUUGUCAGAUUUGGCAAGAAUUCAAUCUCAAGUCACCAGCAAGCUUGCAAUUGCUAAAAUGGGAUCCACAUAUGAAAGGAGGUUGAAAGCUAUACUUUCUGAAACUUUACGAAUGGUCUCUGAAUGUGAAAAGAUUCAUAAUGAUGCUGAAGUGAACUUGUCACAAAUUUUGGAUAAUGCUAUUUCCAAUAAACUCUUUGAAGAGUAUUUAAACCAUCACAAACGUGGAGUCUUGAUACAAUUUUGGAAAGCUGUAGAAAAUAUUAAGGCUCCAUUAGAAGAUGCGGAACUAUAUGAUGACGAAGAAGAUCCUAUUUCUCUUGCAUUCUCAAACUCAGAGGAUAUUAACCGAAUCUACACACAUUUCUUUUAUAAUCUGGUGUUAAAUAUCAAUCGGGCUUCAAUCGAAACAAUGGAGAAAUAUAUAGAGUCUCGCGGAGAGAAGGAAAGAACAGAAACAUACCAUUUGGCAAGAAAGGAGCUCUUACGUCUCCAACUUGAAGUAUAUCAAAGAAUGAAAGAUGAGGAUUUCCCAGGUUUCAAACGGUCAGAUUUAUAUACGAAAGUGAUUGAUAUUUUCCGUAAAAGGGAAAUAAAAAGAACUACGGAGAAGGUCGUCGGGCCAAGAUAUACAGAAGAUCGGGGUGAAGAGGGUGAUGUGGAGGACGAUAACGGUGACAACGAAGAGUUUGACAAUGAUAAAGUUAGCCCUGUUGUAAUCAAAGCAGUCGAAGAUGCAUUCACAGAGAUCAUGAGAAGUUCCAAUUAUAAGAAUGAAAGGGACAUUGGGACCGCUAAUGAAGUACCUAUUCAGCUGCUGAAGUUACUGCAAGUCCUGGGAAAUCUUUCUGAACCGGAUAGGAAUCCUCUGACACUUCAUUUGAAAAAAAAUCUUUUUGGAGGAGCUUCCAAUACAUUAGUAGGCAACCGUCUGUCAAGACUAUUUGACGAUGAUGUAAGUGAAGAAGAAGAAGAAGAAGAAGAAGAAGAAGAAAGAGGAACUAAAUAUGUGGAAAAAGAGGAACAUGGUGAAAAUUCGGAUGACGAAGGAGAUGGUGAUGAAAUUGAAAAGGAAAAACGUUCCAAUUCUGGACUUGAUAAUGAUUCAGUAUCAAGUUCUCCAUUGGAUAACUCAUUGGAUGGACUUGAAACACUGUUACUGCUGUCGGGUCUUUUAUCUAAAGAUGAUACAAUGUCUGAUCUGCAAGUUUUUCUUGCCGCACCAGGAAAUCUUCGUCUUACUGAAGAAAUUGCCAAGUUAGACAAGGAGAUCGAUACUCUUAGUGAACAAAAUUCUAUUCUCUUACCAUUACUUAAAAAGGCCGAACUUACCAAUAACGUGGGAGAACUUAAGAUUCUCCGUAAGUCGAAAAUUAGUUUGGAUAGAGAGAUCAGUUCAAAAGAAUUACAAAAACAACAAUACAUUGUCCAAGAGAGUGAUAACAGCUUGUACGGGAAAUCAAGAGUGUCUAUCCAAUCGUAUAUUAGCGGCAGUGACGGAGGAAAAGAGGUUAUACUUUACAUUGUAGAGGUACAGAAGCUUUCAUCCGAUAAUCCUGACGUUGUUACGGCAGGAUGGAUUGUUGCAAGACGUUUCAGUCAAUUUUACAAGCUCAAUGAGUACUUGAAGGGGAGAUAUUCACAAUUCUCUUCUAUCAAGUUUCCUACAAGGGCGGUCCUGAUGUUGAAAUUUCAACAAAAACAAAUUGUAGAAUUAAGAAAAAUUGCACUUGAAGAAUAUCUCCAAGAAAUUAUUCAAAUCCCACAAGUUUGUUCUGAUAGGGCAUUCAGAGCAUUCCUUCUGUCUGAGAAUUUCAAUAUUCGAAAGAAUCAAUUUGAAGAAACAUCAAAGAGUAUGGAGAUGGUGGCCAAUACAUUUAUGAGAAUGAUAGUACCAAGUAGUGGCAACAACACCAAUUCGUCUAAUAUUGGAUCAUCUAUGAAUAGUCAAACCAAAACUUCAACACAAGUAAAUCCACAAAUGUUGGAGAACUUUGCAGAAAUGCAGAAGGAAUUGAGGAUGUUUGAUGACACUAAUGAUCGAGGAUCGUUUGUCAAGCCGAUUUGUGAUGUUCUUAUCUCAGUAUUUAAGCUCAAAACGUCAAAGACAUGGCUCCGAGGACGUGCACUUGUAGUAAUUUUGCAACAAGUAUUUGGAACUACGAUUGAGAAAAAGGCGUACGAGAUUGUACAACAACAACUUUAUCGCGAGGAGACUGUAUUGGAUAUUUUGACUCAGAUUCAACGAACCGUAUUUCCCAAUGGGAAGUUCAAAGAUCCACCGGUUAUAAGAUCACUAUACGAUCGAUCUAGCACGAAACAGGAAGCUUCAGUACUUUUAGACGUGUUUUUCCGUGAGACUUGUUCCAAAUUAUUUGGAACAACCAAUACAUUAUAUGCAUCAUCCACAAUCUUUGAUAUGUUACAAAAUGAUAUUCUCAACAAACAUUUAAUAUUUGAACUAUUUGAAACUAUAAUUGGCGAGAUCAUACCAGAGAUUUGA
Messenger RNA from [Candida] anglica, 3621 nucleotides. NCBI's taxonomy places the organism in Eukaryota, Fungi, Ascomycota, Pichiomycetes, Serinales, Debaryomycetaceae. The record is from the annotation of a GenBank genome assembly.